UUGGGAGAGUGCGAGAAAGAGUGCGCGUGUGAGUGUUGAUUUUGUCACAUCGUCAGUCAGAACGGCCUCACCUUGCUGAAGUAGGUGCGAAGACAUUUUGAGAAGUUAACGGAUUCUCCUGUAUACCCUGUACAGUGCACGGAUUUUGCCAUAUCUUGCCGUUUAAGGGAAUUUAACGUGGCCCUGGACUAAUAUUGGGACAGAUCAUGUGGAUAAAUGAGAGCAAGUGAGUGAUGUUUUAAUAACUCCUUUAAGACUUAAGAAGUGGUUGCUGAAAAAUACAUACUGGACAUUAGGCCUGCACAGUAGUCUUUGGAGGCCGCCAAGAAGCUAGCACCAUGCCGGUCACUUUCGGAGAACUCAGCACCCUCACCACUCCGCUUUCAGUGACCCGUUUUUGGGCUUUGUUCUUUGGCUGCCUGACCUUCAGCCUGGCUGCCGUUGUGGACACCUCUUCUAAGGAGUACUUUAACACUCUUCACACCUUUUGCAUGGCCACCUGGUGCUUCUUCUUCAUCCUGACCUUCUUCAUUGUGGCAGUCAAUUUUAUCCAGUUUCACAGCCUACUGCCCUUAUCCUGGAAGAACUUGACCGCAACCGUGGCAGCUUUGGGCAUGCUAAUGACCAUGACAGCCACCUUAGCGUUCCCUUGGAUCUUAGUAGGACAGAGCAAGGCCAAGCCCAGAGAAGUGGCAGCCAGUGUGGGAUCCUUCUUAACCUCCUUGGCGUACAUAGUGGAGCUACAGCUGAUCCGGACGCAGGGCAGCCAGCAGCAGCGGGGCUACAUGGCUAGCGUCCCAGGAUUACUAAAGGUUCUACAGGUUUUUGGUAGCUGUGUGGCCUUGGUUCUCAUAGUGCCUCAAAAAACUGAAGAAGACUGGAGAAUCAGCAUCUCAGCCACAGUCUACAGCCUAAGCCUGGCGGCUUCUUUAGGCACGGUGCUGGUGAUGGUGGGGGACUGUGCUGGACGCUGUCCGGUGCCAUUCGACCGACUGCUGGCUGGAUUCAGCACGCUGGGUGUGCUCUUGUAUAUGAUGGCUACGGUCAUCUGCAUCACCAGAGUGCUGAGCCCCAUACAUGAUAUUGAAUCCUUUGUUCUUAUGAGUGAGACAGUGAUUGCCAGUAUCACUCUGCUGGCCUAUACGGUGGACUUGGCUUUCUCCGUCAAACUGCUGUGUGACAGAAAUUAAGUUGAACAGUGAUUAGAACAAUAACACAGUGUACGGACAAAGAAAAGUGAUAAACAAUGGACGGCAUGGUUUUAUAGUUUGUACUGUGAGUCUGGGGAGAUGGGUCAUUUAUCAUUGAUUAUUAUUAAUGUAAUUAAUAUAAUUAGGAUAAAUUGUUCUUGUGGAAUUGUGUGAACACAUGUAUAAUGAAGCUAAAGAUAUACUGUAAACUCUCAGAAAAGCUAUGAAACUGUCACUGGGACAGGACCCCUCUUUUCACUGGGGUGGUUCCCUCAAGGGUUAUCUCAGUUCCUUCAGUCAGGGAACAUAAUUGCAACUGAAAUGAUAUUUU
This is a messenger RNA of Pygocentrus nattereri (red-bellied piranha), 1521 nucleotides long. RefSeq names its product myeloid-associated differentiation marker homolog. The transcript has a single exon. Bases 339 to 1190 code for a protein of 283 amino acids. Lineage: Eukaryota; Metazoa; Chordata; Actinopteri; Characiformes; Serrasalmidae. Gene Ontology annotation, cellular component: membrane. The record is from RefSeq and is a predicted model, not a curated record.